GAAUAUUGUGAAAUCCAUGGAUUCUGACUAUGGUAUUCCCAGAGAGCUCUCAGAUCUUCAAAAGAUUCGAUCUUUAUAUGAGCCAGAGAUUCCUCCUUGCCUACAGGGAACCACUGUGAGGGUUGAGUUUGGUGAUGCAACCACCACUGCUGACCCAGCUGAUGACCCAACCAUAAGGAGGGCUUUUCCAAACACUUAUGGACAGCCUUUGGCUCACUUCCUUAGAGCCACUGCUAAGGUCCCUGAUGCUCAGAUCAUCACUGAGCAUCCACCUAUCAGGGUGGGGAUUGUUUUCUGUGGGAGACAGUCUCCUGGUGGACACAAUGUUAUUUGGGGUCUUUACAGUGCACUCAAGAUUCACAACCCUGAAAAUGUCUUGCUUGGAUUCCUUGGUGGUUCGGAAGGUCUAUUUGCGCAGAAAUAUCUCGAGAUAAAUGACGAAAUUCUCUCAACAUACAAAAAUCAAGGUGGUUAUGAUUUGCUUGGACGAACAAAAGAUCAGAUUAGGACAACAGAACAAGUUAAUGCUGCACUUGUUGCAUGCAAUAGUUUGAAGCUUGAUAGCCUUGUUAUCAUUGGGGGUGUGACAUCAAACACGGAUGCUGCGCAGCUUGCAGAAACUUUUGCAGUAGCAAAAUGCCCCACAAAGGUGGUUGGUGUUCCUGUAACUUUGAAUGGAGAUCUUAAGAACCAGUUUGUUGAAACCAAUGUUGGUUUUGAUACAAUUUGCAAGGUGAAUUCUCAACUCAUCAGCAAUGUCUGCACUGACGCCCUCUCUGCAGAGAAGUAUUAUUAUUUCAUCCGUCUUAUGGGACGUAAGGCAUCACAUGUUGCAUUGGAGUGCACCCUCCAGUCCCAUCCAAACAUGGUUAUUCUUGGUGAGGAGGUUGCCGCAUCAAAGCUUACCCUUUUUGAUAUUGCAACACAGAUUUGUAAUGCAGUUCAGGCUAGGGCAGAGCAAGACAAAUAUCACGGAGUAAUCCUCCUGCCGGAAGGACUAAUUGAGAGCAUUCCUGAAGUGUAUGCACUCUUAAAGGAAAUUCAUGGUUUACUCAGACAAGGUGUCCCCACUGACAAGAUAUCUUCUCAGCUUUCACCAUGGGCAUCUGCUUUGUUUGAAUUUCUUCCACCCUUUAUUAGGAAGCAGCUACUCCUCUACCCUGAAUCAGAUGACUCUGCACAGUUAUCUCAGAUUGAGACUGAGAAAUUACUAGCAUACCUUGUGGAGGCCGAGAUAAACAAGCGUCAGAAAGAAGGCACUUACAAGGGGAAGAAAUUCAACGCAAUUUGCCAUUUCUUUGGUUACCAAGCUCGUGGAUCUCUGCCAUCGAAAUUUGACUGUGACUAUGCAUAUGUUCUCGGACACAUCUGCUACCACAUACUGGCUGCCGGUUUAAAUGGAUACAUGGCAACUGUAACUAACCUUAAGAAUCCUGUGAACAAGUGGAAGUGUGGUGCUGCACCAAUCACAGCUAUGAUGACAGUGAAGCGCUGGUCUCCAAAUCCUGGAGCCACAUCAAUUGGAAAACCUGCCAUUCAUCCAGCUACUGUGGAUUUGAGAGGCAAAGCAUAUGACCUGUUGAGACAAAAUGCCACAAGCUUCCUCAUGGAUGAUAUCUACAGAAAUCCGGGUCCGCCUCAGUUCGAAGGCCCCGGUGCGGAUGCCAAGCCCAUAAGUCUUUCUGUUGAAGAUCAGGACUAUAUGGGUCGCAUCAAGAAACUUCAGGAGUACCUUGAACAGGUUCGAACAAUUGUAAAGCCGGGAUGUCCGCAAGAGGUACUGAAAGCAGCGCUGAGCGUCAUGGGAUCCGUCACGGAAGUUCUGGCCGCAAUGUCUGCAUCUUCCAGCAACAACCUGUCAUCUCUUUGACAACAUGUGCUCAAUUUUCUGAUGUAGCCAUUUUUGCCCUUUUUUUUACACCUUUUUUUUUUUUCAUUUUAAGUAGCUAGUUGAUGGUGGAAAUAAAAGUGUAAGAUCUGACAUGUUGCAUUGUCAACAUGAAAGAUUGCUGCGAGUGUAUUCAAAAGUUUUGGCUCUAUAACGGUACUACUAGAUAACCUGGGUUGAUUCUUUUGAGUAAGUGAGGCUUCUAUGUGACAUAACACAUUCUUGGACAAUGUAGCUUGGUUUUUUGUUUCAAGUGAGCUCGUUUUUUUUACAAA
Molecule: messenger RNA, 2163 nt
Organism: Arachis duranensis
Lineage: Eukaryota; Viridiplantae; Streptophyta; Magnoliopsida; Fabales; Fabaceae
Product: pyrophosphate--fructose 6-phosphate 1-phosphotransferase subunit alpha
Biological process (GO): response to glucose; glycolytic process; photosynthesis
Cellular component (GO): cytosol
Molecular function (GO): 6-phosphofructokinase activity; diphosphate-fructose-6-phosphate 1-phosphotransferase activity; ATP binding
Source: RefSeq, a predicted model, not a curated record